Molecule: messenger RNA, 3265 nt
Organism: Chelonus insularis
Lineage: Eukaryota; Metazoa; Arthropoda; Insecta; Hymenoptera; Braconidae
Product: bestrophin-4
Exons: 5
Coding region: 854-2989 (711 amino acids)
Molecular function (GO): chloride channel activity
Source: RefSeq, a predicted model, not a curated record
AUUUACAUGUCAAUUUUAGUUUACCUUGUAAAAAGAAUGUAUGUACUUGACGUGAUAUGUAUUCUUCAUAAAAUAUGUUACAUGUGUGAUUUAUUAUUGUCUCAAGACGACGAAUCACAUGGUUUGAUUUGUACGUUACAUAGAAAAGUACAGUAGUGUCUGUGUAAUGGCUGUUGAUGGUUGUUGUAGUUGACGCUACAAGUUGACAGUUGCCUAUUAUUAGUCAUUUUUAGUUAAUAAUCAAUUGAAUGUGGCCUAAAAUGUAUUAAUAAUAUCAAUUUUAUUAAUUGUUAUUUAAUUUUUUUAUCAUAUUUACGUAACAAUAAGAGAUUUUGCAACAUUUGGCAAACUUAAAUAACCUAUAUCAUACGUAUAUUGUGUACACGUAACAUGUAAUUAAUUUGAACUACAAUCGAAGGAGACAAUAGAAUCUAAAUAAUUUAUUCGAAAUAAAGAAGAAUGAAACGGAAAGCAGUAUAAAAAAUAAUCAUGACAAUUGAUGGUGCUAAUUGAUACUUACACUACUUUUAUUGCCUUUGAAGAUUUUUUUAUAAAUGAUAAUACAUCUGAUUAUUACAAGCUAACCAACACCAAUUAAAUAUAUGAUGAAAAGUAUGAGAUACUCAUGAAUUGCAAUUGUGAAUACCAAUUGAACAAAUACAUUUUGAUUUUUAUCUACCCGGAUGUUGAUGUAGGUCAACCACAACUGGAUUAUUACGUAUAUUUAUGAUUAAAGACGCAAAAAAUAGGUCAAAGUAAUAAUGAAUUAUUCAAUUAUAAAUGUAUGAUUUCGAAGAAAUAAAAAUAGAAAAUUAUACUAAUUAUUUAAGUGUGAUAAAUCAAAGUUGAAAAUAUGACUGUUUCCUACACGGCUGAAGUAGCCACUUGUCGAGGCCUAGGAUGCUUUUUAAAACUAUUAUUAAGAUGGCGAGCUAGUAUUUAUAAAUUAGUCUGGCUAGAUCUUGCUCUUUUUCUCUUUAUAUACUAUACACUUUCGUGUAUCUAUCGUUUUGCUUUGGAUACGGAAAAGAAAAAAACAUUUGAGGCAAUAGUUGCUUAUUGUAAUGAAUACAGUGAUCUUAUACCAUUAUCAUUCGUGCUUGGAUUUUACGUUAGUGUUGUCAUGACACGAUGGUGGAAUCAAUAUAUUUCCAUUCCAUGGCCUGACUCAAUCGCUGUUUUUGUAUCAGCAACUAUUCACGGUAAUGAUGAAAGAGGAAGACUCAUGAGACGUACUAUUGUAAGAUACGUUUGCGUUUGUUUAACUCUUGUAUUAGCCAGUGUAUCGCCACGUGUAAAGAAACGUUUUCCAACGUUAGAUCAUUUCGUAGACGCUGGACUUUUGUUAGAAAACGAGCUCACUAUCUUUCAAAGUCUUAAUGCAAAAUUUCCUAAGCCAAGUAAACACUGGCUACCAAUAGUGUGGGCUUCAAGUAUUGUAACACGAGCUAGAAAAGAAGGCCGAAUUCGUGAUGAUUUUGCAGUCAAGACACUGAUAGAUGAACUUAAUAAAUUUCGCGGCAAUUGCGGAAAUUUAAUACACUAUGACACCAUUUCAGUACCACUUGUUUAUACUCAGGUUGUUACUUUAGCGGUUUAUACAUAUUUUUUAACAAGUGUAAUGGGGAGACAGUAUGUAGCUAGUUCAACAUCAACAUCGACAAUUGAUCUUUAUUUUCCCGUUUUUACAACUCUUCAAUUCUUUUUUUACAUGGGAUGGCUCAAAGUAGCUGAAACUUUGAUAAAUCCAUUUGGAGAAGAUGAUGAUGAUUUUGAAGUUAAUUGGAUUGUAGAUAGAAAUCUACAAGUAGUGUACUUAAUUGUUGAUGAAAUGCAUCAUGAUCAUCCAGAAUUAAUAAGAGAUCAAUAUUGGGAUGAAAUAUUCCCUGUAGAAUUACCAUAUACAGCAGCAGCACAGCCUUUCCGCGAAGAACAUCCUGAACCAUCAACUGCUGGAAUUCAAUUAUCUGCAGCACAACAAGAACUUCAGCCUUCUUCAGUGAGAAUAGAUGAAAUGGCAAAUGUUGGAGAUAUGGGAUAUUCAAGUAAAUUUCAUAAUGAUGUUGCUGAUGAUGCAGUAUCAGGAAUUCAUUUUAUGGCCGGAAAAAUAUCAAGAAGUGCCAGUAGAGUGAGUGCACGUGACAGGAUUUAUGCUGGUAGUGGCUCGACUCCAAGUAAUAUUGGUGGUUCAUUAACGCGGGUUAAUAGUGUAACAAGUAUUUUACGUAGAUUAUUUAGUAAAGAAGAUAGACCAGACGGUAGUGGUACAAAAACUCCCGGUAGGAUACCAAAUUCAAGUUCUGCAGCUUCCUUACAAGCCCGGUAUGGUACAAGUGCUGGUGCAGGAGGUUCUACUAGAAUUGGUGUUAUUGAAGAAGUAGAUGAACAAAUGACUAUUUCAUCAAUGCGUCCACCAGAGCCUCCUCGUCCACAUGUACAAAAUAUUUUCAAUCAACCUGGUCCACCACCAGCAAGUGCUCCUAUGGACGUUCCUAAAAAAAGACGCAAUGGAGAUUUAUUAUCAACUAGUGCACCAGCUGGAGGAAAUGCCGCAAUACGUCCCCUCAGUGGCAUUAGAACACAAAUAUCAUCAACGGACUUAAUGGCGUCAAAUCCUGAUGGUUUUGCGGGCUCUUUCGAAGAUGGUGGUGGCGGACAUAGUGGAAGUGGUGCUAUAGUUGAAGCAACUGCAGAUAAUAUAAGUAUUGGCUCUUCAUCAACUGCAAGUAGUAAAAUUGCUAGCGGUAGUUCUGAUGAUGAAUUUACACGUUUAAAAGCUGAAAGACAUAAACAACGUAGAGAUAAGGCCAUAAGAAAGUUUGCUAGAAGUAUUAGUAAUCGUCAGGGAGGUAGUGGUAGUGAUCGCAUAACUUCUAUGGACUUAGACGGUGAGACUUUAUUACUUACCGAAUUAGCUGAAGCCUCGAGAGCAUCUAUAGUACCGAGUUCAUCACAUCGUGAUUAUAGAAAUGAUGCUGACAAUAUUUAGGUGAUUCCUUGUUGACAUUUUUAGAUAAUUUUUAACAUUUCUAAUAAUAAUAUUGUUAAUAAAAAACACCACUUAAUAGGAAAAUAACGUAAAUUAUAGUACAUUUAAAAUCAUUUUAAACUACUUAUUAUUAUUUAUGAUUUUUAAUCAAGUAAUUAAUAUAAUUUAUCUUUAAUAAUAUAAACACAAGUGAAUUUUAGAUAGAAAAAUCAAUUCGUAAAUUAAAGCUUUAAUUUUUUUAACACUUAAGUAAAAAUUUUUGCUCAUUUAGGAAGA